AUGACCAGCCAAAGACAGAAGCGAAGAGGCCAUGUACACGAAAAUGGCGCUACGGAUAAUCCAAUUCCCAGUGAAGCUCAAACAGUUGACUUAGAGAAGGUGCAAAGCAAAGCAGCUACAGAGGCCGAUCGAAUAGCGUUCCAAGUCAAAUGGGACGAGAACGACUCCAAAAACCCCAAGAAUUGGAGCCCCUAUUUCAAGCUCUGGAUGACAUUUAUGAUGGGUCUAUUGGCAUUCACAGGAUCAGUUGGGUCUGCCAUCACUAAUCCGGCUGAAGAGGCACUUGUAAAGCAUUUUAACAUAUCUUCUGAGGUUACAGUACUUACAAUGUCACUUUUUAUCCUUGGAUUUGCUUUCGGUCCUAUGUUUUGGGCACCUAUUAGUGAGGCAUAUGGCCGCAAAUGGUCGAUGCUGCCACCCGUAUUUAUUCUUGGCCUCUUCAGCAUCGGGUCUGCCACGAGUGAAAGUGUUGCAGCUCUGUUUGCCACCCGUUUCUUGGGCGGAUUCUUUGGCUCGGCCCCUAUUAGCAAUGUCGCAGCGGUGCUAGGAGACUUCUAUACGCCUGAGAGCCGGGGGACUGCGAUGAGUUUCUAUGCUAUCUGCGUUGUGGGUGGUCCAACUCUUUCGCCUGUAAUCGGAGCUGCCAUUACAGCCAAUAAACAUAUGGGUUGGCGAUGGACCGAGUACUUGGAAUCCAUUAUCGCUUUCUUUGCGGUAGCACUAGCAUUCUUUACACUACCAGAAACCUAUGGGCCUGUCUUGUUGAAGCGUAAGGCAAAGCAUCUGCGAGAAAUAACAGGGGAUGGCCGUUGGUGGCAUCCGCACGAAAGCGAGAGAAUCAACCUGCGGAAUGUUGUUACAAAACACUUCAGCCGACCCCUCCGAAAGUUCUUUUCUGAAAUCAGCAUGCUACUUACCGAACCUAUAGUCACAUGCGUGGCGCUCUACGCCUCCUUCGUCUACAGUUUGAUGUUUUUAAUGCUGGAAGUCUUUCCAAUUGUAUUCCGAGAAGAACGCGGAUUUGGCCCUGUUGUGGCCAGUUUGCCAUCUCUAGGCCUCUUUGUCGGUGUCCUUUGUGCAUCCUGCCUGAAUAUCCUCUUUCAGCCUAUGUAUAUCAAGGCUGUCCGGAAAAACAAAGGUCGUGCAGUACCAGAGGCUCGAUCACCACCUAUGCUUGUUGGUGGGAUCUUAUUUACCACGGGGAUAUUUUGGUUUGGAUGGACGGCCGAGCCAUCGCACCCGUGGAUAUUGCCUGUUGUGGCUUCUUCGUAUGUUUACAGCGUUUAUUAG
This is a messenger RNA of Trichoderma gamsii, 1290 nucleotides long. RefSeq lists its product as hypothetical. Gene Ontology annotation, biological process: transmembrane transport. Lineage: Eukaryota; Fungi; Ascomycota; Sordariomycetes; Hypocreales; Hypocreaceae. The coding region runs from base 1 to 1290 and encodes 429 amino acids. Gene Ontology annotation, molecular function: transmembrane transporter activity. The record is from RefSeq and is a predicted model, not a curated record. The transcript has 5 exons.